This is a messenger RNA of Malassezia sympodialis ATCC 42132, 2061 nucleotides long. Its product is annotated as DUF2841 domain-containing protein. Gene Ontology annotation, molecular function: DNA binding; protein dimerization activity. Lineage: Eukaryota; Fungi; Basidiomycota; Malasseziomycetes; Malasseziales; Malasseziaceae. The record is from RefSeq and is a predicted model, not a curated record.
AUGCCUCGUAUCCCUGUGCGAGUGGAACCCUACAGCUCGCCUACCAAACAACAUCGCCAUUAUAAAAGCAAGCGCGACCAGGUUCUUCGUGCACUCGGUAAGGCCGCAUAUAUCAAUGGCAGUCAGUUUGCCCUGCUCCUUGUAUCAGCACGAGGCGAUGUGGAAACGUACGCGAGUGAGGCUCUACAGAACCGGCUCGACCCAUGGUUUGUACAGAGCGGUAUUGCCCAAGAGGCCCGCGAGUUGGCACGAGGCACGCGCGCCAAAGAAGUCAAGUCAGGCACGCUAAUGGACCACGACGAUGUCCUACAGGAUGCCGCUGUUGACUUUUCUCACGAAUCGACACCGAGUAUGAAGAUGCCCGACGACCCCUUCAUCGAUACAUGGGGCUCAAUGGGUGCGGGUAAAGCGGACACUGACCAGGGCUGGUCGCAGCUGCUGAAGAAAGACACGGUCCCCGAGGACCCGGCGGCCGCCUAUGAACAUGCAUCUAUAUCAGGUAUCUGCAGCCCGGAGGUGUCGCAGGCGCCACGUAUGUCGACGCCAAUGCACCCGUCUACCAAACACACAUCUAUGCAGUCCCGGCACAUGGCCGCACAUGCGCCAUAUGCGAUUGAGCUGAAGGAUGAGGCCGCUCGUACGGCCUUUUUAGAGUUGCGGUUCAGUCAACUCCAGCAAGUUAUGUGCAAGAUGAUCGCCAAGGAAUGGAUCAAAGUCAUUGAGCCGAAAAAGCAGACCCGGUUUCCCUAUAACAAAGGAGAGGCAGGUCGUCCAGGGUGGUGGCCAGCGGGUGUGCGGCACAAGGAGCCGGACCAUCUGAUGAAGCCAGAACGCCAUGCUCUUUUACUCGCCAUCUUGCGAUCGACGCAGACGCGUGUCGCACGUUUGCAGCUGGCCACCGCCGAAGUGGUGGCGCUCAUUAAGGCAGGCAAAGUGUCCUACCUCAUGGAUAUUUAUCGUGUCGGAAAGGAGGAAGAACGGUUACGUGAUGAAGGGCUAGAUACUGAUACGCCUAUCUCCCUCGAAGUGUCGUGCCUGGAUGGCUGGGACACGAACACAAGUAUGCCCAGACCCUCUGCGGACCUGGGACUAUACGACAGGGAACCCAGGGACCUGCGUCGGGGGCUUGCACGCGUCGACGACGAAGAGCCUGCAGGUAUGAGCGUAUCGACCGCCUGGACGCCCACCGGAGCAGAUCGAUUCUCCCCGCGCACAUCCGCGACCGCAGAUCUACCGCCUACGGACCUUGCUAUCCAGACACACGACUUAAAUAUGAACAUGCGUAUGCAUGCCAUGGACGUGCCGCAUAGUUCGAUGGGCCACUCACCCUUUAGCCAAGCUGCUGAUCUCCCUGUCUUGUCCCCUGCGCCCAUGCGGCCUGAACUCACCCGGAGCCAGUCCAUCCACGCCACUAGUGCACUGGACUUCCCCAUGGUGGCCAGCCCGGUCACGCAGGAGACGCCGCUUCCGAUGGCUUACACCGGCAGUGGACAGGACAUGCAGCGUUCCGCCUCGCUCAGCGCCGCCUCUGUAUCUAUGCGACCGACACGGUCGACACCCGCUCACCUACCCAAUACCCCUGACCAUUGGCCACUGCGUCCAUCCCAACACGGUAUGCCGUCGAUCCAUGUGGAUGGUCAAAUGGCAGAGCCCUCUCUCUCCAUGGAGGGGCACCGCAUGCCUGUAAUGAUGCACCCAACGUUCCAAGGGUACCACCGCCCUACCACAUCGGCCACAUGGGGACUUCCUGAGACGCCGAUUCAGCGCCCCCAUUCGGCUGUUGCCAUGGGGCUGGGCAUCCACAUGUCGCCCGCGUCCGGCGACGUGCGUUUCUCGUCGUCCUUUGACUCGAGCUUCGCGUCCUCGCAUCAAGGACCCGUGACACCAGCUCAAAUGCCUACAUCGGUGGCCUUACCGCCCGGCCACGCAUACCCAGGUAUGGCAGCGCACGGCGGAUCGACGCCAUUCCAUGGCAAUGGGAUGGACCUAUCUGCGCUCCCUACUAAACAGAGAGCCCAUGAUGAACUUCCGUUUCAUCCGACUGAAUGGCAGACGCAUUAA